This is a messenger RNA of Coprinopsis cinerea okayama7#130, 570 nucleotides long. RefSeq lists its product as hypothetical. NCBI's taxonomy places the organism in Eukaryota, Fungi, Basidiomycota, Agaricomycetes, Agaricales, Psathyrellaceae. Bases 1 to 570 code for a protein of 189 amino acids. The record is from RefSeq and is a predicted model, not a curated record. The transcript is spliced from 7 exons.
AUGCCGGAGGUGCCCUUCUUCUCCAUGGCACUGCCUAUCAAUUAUGGGUCGAAGGAGAAACAUUCCGCAAACAUGCCCAUCUCUCACUCACCGGGAUACGCAGGCCGAACUGGGGGUCUGGUCCAAAUGGUCCUCAGCAUGAUUACAUGGGGAGCGAUGCAAGCCAUCAUGAUUAACCGACUAUGGUGUAUGUAUCGCCGCUCCAAGGCUAUCCUUACGCUACUAUCACUCGCCCUUCUCGCCGAGACCAUUUGCUCCUCCAUUAUUGUCGCUUUGAAUUACGAGGUUGCGAACGUGGUCGUUGAAUGGUCUCCCAAUUUUGUCAUGUGUGUCCCAACGGGUUUCGCAAGCUCGUUCUACUUGUUCUGGAUUUUCAUUCUGGUUUUCGAUAUCCUCAUCUUCAUGCUCGCCUUGCUCGAAGGACUCAAGUACUUCCGAGAGGUAGCCAGACAAAGGGAACUCCAUGAUUCAGGACAGUUGGUGACAUUUGGUUCGGUAUUAUGGGGUCCUCGAGAAGGCACUCUCCUCCGAGUCCUCUUGCGAGACAGCAUCCUCUUUCCCUUCUUGUGA